Messenger RNA from Equus caballus (horse), 1236 nucleotides. It is a transcript of the gene RWDD1, whose product is annotated as RWD domain containing 1. NCBI's taxonomy places the organism in Eukaryota, Metazoa, Chordata, Mammalia, Perissodactyla, Equidae. Gene Ontology annotation, molecular function: protein binding. The record is from RefSeq and is a predicted model, not a curated record. Gene Ontology annotation, biological process: cytoplasmic translation.
AACGCGGAACUAGGGAGCAGGCGGAGGCCGGCGAGGGGUGAUUGCUCAGCAGGCCCGGCCUGGCUUUGGGCCCCGGGCCUCGCAGCCGGUGACUCUGCGCCUGCGCCCGCCCCGCCGCUGCCCGCUCUCCAGGCGCGGCCGCGGUCCCGGCUGCAGCACGCCGCGGGGUGUCUGCGUGAUCCAUGGGCAGCGGCGAGGGUCACGAUGACAGAUUACGGUGAGGAGCAGCGCAACGAGCUGGAGGCUCUGGAGUCCAUCUACCCUGACUCCUUCACAGGCAGAUGUCUCUCAGCUAUCCCUGUAUAGCUCCAGUCCUGUUCAUGUUCUCUCUCACCAGCAGUACGGCUGUGCUGUGAGGAUGUUAAGGGGAUGAGUGAAGAGGGGUUUGAGAGUGUCGUUAACUGGUAUUAUCAGAAAAUCCACCCAGCUUUACCAUUACUGUGACCUCUGAGGCUGGAGAAAAUGAUGAAACUGUCCAGACUACCCUCAAGUUUACAUACAGUGAAAAAUACCCAGACGAAGCCCCCCUUUAUGAAAUAUUCUCCCAGGAAAAUCUAGAAGAUAAUGAUGUCUCAGACAUUUUAAAAUUACUAGCAUUACAGGCAGAAGAAAACCUUGGUAUGGUGAUGAUUUUUACUUUAGUGACAGCUGUGCAAGAAAAAUUAAAUGAAAUAGUAGAUCAGAUAAAAACCAGAAGAGAAGAAGAAAAGAAACAGAAAGAAAAAGAAGCAGAAGAAGCUGAAAAGCAAUUAUUUCAUGGCACUCCUGUUACAAUUGAGAAUUUCUUAAGUUGGAAGGCCAAGUUUGAUGCAGAACUCUUGGAAAUUAAAAAGAAACGAAUGAAAGAAGAAGAACAAGCAGGAAAAAAUAAAUUAAGUGGGAAACAGCUGUUUGAAACAGAUCAUAAUCUUGACACAUCAGAUAUCCAGUUCUUGGAGGAUGCUGGAAACAAUGUGGAGGUAGAUGAGUCUUUGUUCCAGGAAAUGGAUGACUUGGAGCUGGAAGAUGAUGAGGAUGAUCCAGACUACAAUCCUGCCGACCCAGAGAGUGACUUGACUGACUAACGGACCAUCCCCAUCUGCAGAGGCUUGACUGCCACAGCAUCUGUGGCUAUGCUGAGAGGGUGUGGAUUUUCCUUUCUUUUUUUCUAAGAAAAAAUAAUUUUCAGGAGAAUAUUCUUCUGAUAGCUUUCAUCAUUGAACUAAAUAAACUGACCUUAAAAUUUUAAAUAUAAAA